Messenger RNA from Paraglomus occultum, 264 nucleotides. The record is from the annotation of a GenBank genome assembly. NCBI's taxonomy places the organism in Eukaryota, Fungi, Glomeromycota, Glomeromycetes, Paraglomerales, Paraglomeraceae.
AUGGCCAUCCAUGGUAGAUGGUAUUGUCCUAAAGCAAUUUGGUCACAAUAUACAUCGAACCCCUCCGCACUCCCGAAUCCGCGGAAUGAAACGGCAGCACUUAAUUGCCUUUCGGCUAUUUUGUUAAACGCACUCCAACAUGUGAAUCAGAAUCUGACGGACAUGAGCCGUCUACAUAACCAGAGCGUAUUUGAAUUCUGCGCUAUUCCACAGGUCAUGGCUAUUGCAACACUUACCCUAAUGUUUAGGAAUAUUGGGGCUUGA